Messenger RNA from Temnothorax curvispinosus, 1218 nucleotides. RefSeq lists its product as uncharacterized. The record is from RefSeq and is a predicted model, not a curated record. NCBI's taxonomy places the organism in Eukaryota, Metazoa, Arthropoda, Insecta, Hymenoptera, Formicidae. The annotation marks the transcript as partial. The transcript has 4 exons.
AUGGCCUCUUCUGCUGACUCGCGUACUCAGUCGGCCCCACCGCCUGCGACGAAUGAGCUUUUGUUAAGUCUGAUCGAGCAGAUGAAGCUGUCUGACUCAAAGAUCUCUGCGUUCAUUGAGAGUCAGCAGCGAACUAAUGAGGUAAUUAACAGUAAGCUCGAUCUGAUUAAUAGCUUAUCCGAGACCGUAGCUAAUAACACUCAGCGAAUUUCCUCCUUGGAACUCGAGAACGCGGCCCUUAAGAGGGAACUGCAUGAGCUAAAAACGACUCGCUUGGAUCGGCAGGAUGACAAUGCCAGUGAGAUUAUUGUGUCUGGGUUGCCGGAACCGCUUUCUGUUGCUCCUUCUGCAGUUGCUCGUAACGUGCUGGUAGCGCUCGGUGCUCCAGAUAUUUCGCCUCAUAUCCUGAACGUAAGAGCUGUCCGUAGAUCUCUCCCUGACUCUGCUUCUACUCCUUCUAGUGCUUCUGUAGUUAAGAACUCGCUCAUUAUCACUGUGACCUCCAACUCUGUCCGUGAUUUAAUAAUAUCGAAAAAACGAGCUAAGGGUGUCCUUAGGCAGGGAGAGGUUUGCGGAAAUGACUCCAAAACCGUCGUUCACAUUAACGAACUACUCUCUAAGGAUUGCUAUGAGUUGCUGCAACAGACAAAGCGUUUAGCUAGGGAGCGGGCAUUUAGCAAGGCGUUUGACACAGUACCACAUCUCAGACUUCUGAUUAAACUCAAAGAAUUGGGUUUUUCUGACCCCACUCUUAUCUGGCUUUUCUCAUACCUUACCGGUCGCUCUCAGGCUGUCGCUGAUGAUGAGGGUAACCUUUCCUCUUGGCUUAUUACUCUGUGUGGUGUUCCGCAGGGCUCUGUCCUCGGUCCACCUUUGUUCACUCUUUACAUUAAUGACAUUGAUGCAAACGCUAUCUUCGACUAUGCAAAUGUCAAUGGUUUGAAACUGAACCCUGCAAAAUCCAAAGUCAUUAUUUUUGGCAGUGGAAUAAAUAUCAACAAUAUUGAUUUGAAUGCAUUACCACCUAUUAUUGUUAACCACACGCCUUUGCCAUAUAGAGUUCAUCAUGCGUUGUAUAAACUGAAAUUCAGUAAGAAUUCUCUUUCCACCGAACUUAGAAUCAAGCUGGUAACAUCUCUGGUACUACCCCACUUGGACUACUGCUGCCUUGUCUAUCAUGGCUUGAGCAAGGAACUUAAUCUGAAGUUACAGAGACUU